Messenger RNA from Ictidomys tridecemlineatus (thirteen-lined ground squirrel), 1565 nucleotides. Lineage: Eukaryota; Metazoa; Chordata; Mammalia; Rodentia; Sciuridae. The record is from RefSeq and is a predicted model, not a curated record.
UUCUCUGACCUGUACUCACAUUUUAGCCUGUGUUCCUCUGUGGCCAGGAACACUUUCAUUUUAUUUCAGGCUCACUUUCAUUCACUGUCUCACCAUGAACCCAAGGAAGUGUGCCCACUGGGUGGGCCUCUCCCUAAUAUCUCUCUCCCUAGUGUGCAUCGUGGCCAAUGCCCUCCUAUUGGUGCCUGAUGGGAAGACCUGGAGCAGUGACCAACUCAGCUUGCAAGUCCUGCUCAUGCCUGGCUUCAUCGGCGGGGGAUUGAUGGUUCUGUGUCCGGGAAUCACUGUGGUUCUGGCGGCAGGUGGACAUCCCAAAUGGAUUCUGCGUUCCUUCUCCUUCUCGGCCUUGGGAAUGCUUGGUGCCAUCUACUGCCUCUUCAUCUCAGCAGCUGGACUCCGAAUGGGACCCAAGUGCUCCAAGAAUGCCAAGUGGGCCUACCACUUACAAGAAAGCUCAGGGGCUUACUUGAGCAACCGUGAGUACUGGAACUUGUGUGAAAAGCCACCAAAUGUGGUGCCCUGGAAUGUGACGCUCUUCUCGUUGCUGAUGGUUGCCUCAUGCCUGGAGAUCUUGCUGUGUAGCAUACACCUGGUGAACCCUAUAAUUUUACCCUUUGUCUGAAAGCACAUGAAAGUCAAUACAAAAAGAAAAAGGAAACUGGCAAGAUCGAUGUUUUAUUCAGCACCAGAGGGGCACAUCUUCAGGGUAAAAAUGGUGACCCGUCAUCAGGAGGGACUGGGUUUUAUCGGGUUUAGACAAACCGUGUCAUGGGAGGAGUUAGUUUGGGCAGGCCCUUUUGGUGGGCGGGGCCAGGUCAUGGGAGGGGUUUAAGUUGGGGCGGGAGGACAGAUAGGUAAACUUACCCUUCAUUCCAGGCUCUGAAAGGGGAUAAUGAGUUGGGGUGCAAUGUCCUCAUAUCUGGCUACUUCUUGCUGGAAAGGGCGCAGUAGAGGAUCCCAUGUCAGAGUUCUGGAAGAGGAUAAGGAGGUGGGGGGUAUUUUAGGCUCCUAUAUAGUCCUGGUGAUUGUGGCUUGAGGGGGCAAGUAGAAGGAGGGAACUUACACAUAUUUGUGGGUGAUUCCUUCCUCAUGGGACUCAGGAGUGUCACGUUGUGAGUGAAGAAGAAUGACUUCUGCAUGUUCUUGGGAGGUGGUCUCGGUUAGACAAGUCACUUUGUCCAGAAGUUUUAAAAGCAGGGGAAAAGUUUAUUAUAAGAAAAAUGAGUAUUACAGUAGUUAAAAGAGGGAGAAGCCAGGAAGUCCACCGUUUUAGGAACAGUUAGUUCUUGCCUCUAUUGUUCCAAUCUGUCCUGUAUUUAUCUAACUUUAUUCUUUAUCAGUCCUGAAUGAUUGACAUAGAAGCAACACACUUCCAGAGGAAGAAGCAGAGACAAUCUCAUUUGGAAGUAGAGAAAUCUAGGCCCUGAUGAUUCUACAGGAUGAUAGAUGGCAGGAAAUAUAAUUGAUUUUGUAAAUUCAGUACCAAUUCAACGACCUGUUGGAUAUCUUAAAUAACCUGUUCUUACAAUUUUUGUAGUAGUGAAUAAAGGUUUCUAAUCCCGGUG